AAAUAGAUGUAGCAACAAGGUAAAAUGCACACUCAAUACGACAUCGUUCGUAUGUCCCGUGUCCUCCACAAUUACACUUUCUAGUUCUCUCUUUCUCACCUCACCUCCAACAACAGAAUCAUCAUUUCAAAGCUCGUUGAGUUGAAUCGGAAAUGGCGCAAGCGAUUCGAAACGCGAAAGUACCACCAAACUCAGUGAAUCUCUCUGAAGCGCGUCAACGAGUUUUCGAAUUCUUCAGAAGCGCUUGUAGAUCUUUACCUACCGUCAUGGAGGUUUACAAUCUUUACGACGUCGCUACCGUUUCUCAGCUUCGUUCUACCAUCGCCGCUGAGAUCCGCAAAAAUGACCAUAUCACCAAUCCCAAGGUCAUUGAUAUGCUGCUUUUCAAGGGGUUAGAAGAGCUGAAGAAUGUUGUGAACCAUUCAAAGCAGAGGCACCAUAUCGUCGGGCAGUACGUAGUCGGCCGUCGUGGACUAGAGCAGCAAGAGUUGGCCGCGAAAGAGCAGGGCAUCUCUAAUUUUCUGAAGAAUUUCUACGACACCAAUUACUCUUGAAGUUUGACCAUGAGCUGUGUUCUCUGUUUCCUCAAAUAAAGAAUUAUCCUAAUUGUUAUGUAUGUCAAUACAGGAUGAAGUUAAUAUUGUUGGUUUCAGAUCAAACUGUUACUUUAUUAUUCCUGGCUUAAUUUGAGAAAGUGAUGUUUUGCUUAUUCUUACGGUCAUUUGCAUACUGUAGAAAAAGAAUUUCGCAUUUUGAAUGAAGGCAUAAAGUCUUUUCGGUAUGCAGGUACUAUUUUGUUUUA
Messenger RNA from Medicago truncatula (barrel medic), 802 nucleotides. Its product is annotated as NADH dehydrogenase [ubiquinone] 1 alpha subcomplex subunit 6. Gene Ontology annotation, biological process: response to oxidative stress. NCBI's taxonomy places the organism in Eukaryota, Viridiplantae, Streptophyta, Magnoliopsida, Fabales, Fabaceae. Bases 153 to 554 code for a protein of 133 amino acids. Gene Ontology annotation, cellular component: respiratory chain complex I. The transcript is spliced from 2 exons. The record is from RefSeq and is a predicted model, not a curated record.